AUGAGUAGCGCUCAGGCUAUGGAGGAGGAGCUGCAGCAGAGCGUACUACGUUCACAAACCCAGGAAUGGGAUCAGAGCCCGGCGAAUUUGAACGAAGCAUCCCACCACAGCAACUCCGACAUAGCGAUUGCUCAUGGCCGGCUAACAAGAAGUGGUGGACGAAUUGAGAGUUUCGAGGCUGACCAGGAUGCCUCUGGGGAGGAGGUUGAAGAGGACCUCGAGGGUGAAAGAGAUGCAUCUGGAGAGGAGGACGCUGAAGGCGAGGAUGACUACGAAGUGCUUCAGCAGCAGCCGCAUGGCCCCACAUUGACAGCGCGAGAUCGAUCACUAUCCGAGUUGGACGAAUUAGAAGAGGACGAGGUCGAGGACGAAUACGCAGGUGGAGAGGAUGGCAAUACAGAGGACACUGCUUCGAAACUCCGCGCCGCUCGAGCUCAUGCACAGAUGUCAGACGCCGACAUGGAAACAGACAGCGAUGCUGCCGAGCAAGCCGGCGUCGACGCAGAAUCGGUCGACGAUGACGAAGAUUCAGAUGACGAACUCCCAUGGGAAGAUGCCCAAGGAGAAAUCGAGGAUGAUGAAUCCGACACCGGUGUAGCAAGCAAUGCAUGUGUUUUCUGCAAGCAAGACGAAGAGAAUGAUCCCAGCGAGGAUUUUGAUCCGUACUUGUCGUGCCAAAACUGCGGAGAGCAUGCGCAUCAACAAUGCGCCAGAGAUGCAGCAGCUCUGAGUGAGUACAAUGCUCGCUGGAGAUGCCCAGAGUGUUUCGAAGAGCCAGAGGCCGACCAUGAGAUAAAUAGCGACAGCGGAGUCUCGCAUGACGAGGCGGAUUCACAACGGCGUGAACUCGGGGCACUAUCUGAUGAUGCGCUUCCCGGUAUUCAGGCGCAAAUGGAUUCUGGUAGUCUCACGCCUAAUGGAACGUCUAUGGGUAGGCAGCGGUCUCUGCGGAAAAGAAAGACUUCCCUCGCAGAAUCGGAGGAUACUGGGGUGUCUCUGAGAAAAAGGCGGCGAGGUGUCUCGAUGGCCGACAACGAAAACGAUGACGAUGCUGACGAUGACGGGCAAUCCACUGAAGGCGCGGCACGCUCCGUUCGAACACUGCGUCUCAAAAUCAACAAGCCACCUCCAGCCUCAAUCGAGAAGAGAACUCGCAAUUCUUUGGUCGUCAGGCUCCACGUUAGAUCUGGCCCUCUCAAAGACGUGUUGUCGAGGAGGAAGCGGGACAAAAAGUCAUCAGCUGGACAGCCCAGAUCCACACGGCCUACAUCCAUUGUCGCCAGCGCGACACAAGCCAAUGCGGCUACCAUUGAAACUCCCUUCACUGCGGAUGCCUACAGUCAGCCCUGGUAUUCGUUGCUUGACCGGGAUGGUGACGAUGGCAAAGGCAAACCUUACGGCGGAAUUUUAGAUGAGGCCGAAGCGGACACGACGAAGACUUUGCCCGCCGAAGACGACCGAGAACGUUUCAGAGAAGCAAUGAGAAAAGCAGAUGUCCAAUGGCAGGAGAAAGCUUUGCAGGGAGCCCCAGAGAUGACUAGCCGUAAAGGCAAGAAGUCGGACAACGGCAGCAAAAUUGAGUGCAUCGAAUUCGGAGGAUGGGAAAUCGACACCUGGUACGCGGCCCCCUACCCAUACGAGUACAGCAAACAUCGCGUGCUCUACAUUUGCGAGUUCUGCCUCAAGUACAUGAACUCGGAUUACGUUGCUUGGCGGCACAAGCUCAAGUGUGCCGCCAAGCAUCCUCCGGGCGACGAGAUUUACAGACACGGCUCCAUUUCCUUCUUUGAGGUAGAUGGACGAAAGAACCCUAUAUAUUGCCAGAACCUCUGUCUGCUGGCGAAGCUCUUCCUCGGAUCAAAGACUCUCUACUACGACGUGGAACCGUUCCUUUUUUACGUCUUAUGCGAAUACGACGAGACUGGGUAUCAUUUUGUUGGCUAUUUCUCUAAAGAGAAAAGACCAAGCAGCCUGAACAAUGUGUCAUGCAUUCUUACGCUACCGAUCCACCAACGAAAGGGGUACGGGAAUUUGCUGAUUGACUUCUCCUACUUGCUCACCAAGGCGGAGGAGAAGACAGGAUCGCCGGAAAAGCCACUAUCGGAUCUUGGAUUGGCUCUGGCGUGGACGCCCUACGUCAUGGGCAAGAACAACAUCGCCAAUUUCGACCUGGGUCCCAUUAGUACUGUGGCGCCUAGAGAAGACGACCAAGCCAAGGUUGACGAAGGUCCGGGCGGUAUUUCGGCCAUCACUCGGCCUAUGGUCGAUGACAUUCGAGUGCUUCCACAACACGAUGCAGCAGAGCCAACGGAGAGUGUUGCUGAGCAAGACGACCCUUCCUCCCAGCUUCAAAUCGAAGCUCAGUCGGAGCUUGAGCAGGUCGGUUCUCACGAGGCCGGGGAUAACAAGGAGGAUAGUCAACCAGGAGCAAGGUUCCCGCCAGGCUGGCGCGAGAAAGUUGCCAACGGAUCAGCCGUGGUUGGCGAAUCGGGUAUCUUGAUGGUGGACAAGGCUGGAGCCAAAUCAGCGGGCUCUACACAAGCCAAAGUUGACUUGGCCGUGGUCCAGAGCGACAUUCCUGAUGGAACAUCUGCAGCACUGGGAGGGCCCAAUGGUGUAGGUGAAGCUGGCGAGGAUGUUGACGCCGAGGGCGAGGAUGUAUAA
Emericellopsis cladophorae is the source of this 2664-nucleotide messenger RNA. RefSeq lists its product as uncharacterized. The coding region runs from base 1 to 2664 and encodes 887 amino acids. Gene Ontology annotation, biological process: regulation of DNA-templated transcription. Gene Ontology annotation, molecular function: histone acetyltransferase activity. Lineage: Eukaryota; Fungi; Ascomycota; Sordariomycetes; Hypocreales; Bionectriaceae. The record is from RefSeq and is a predicted model, not a curated record. The transcript has 5 exons.